Molecule: messenger RNA, 426 nt
Organism: Vicia faba (fava bean)
Lineage: Eukaryota; Viridiplantae; Streptophyta; Magnoliopsida; Fabales; Fabaceae
Source: the annotation of a GenBank genome assembly
AUGAUUUCUCUACAACCUUAUAAAUUUUGUCUUCAAACAACAAUUUUGUUCAAGCCUUCAAACGUUGGUAUAAAUCAACAUAGACAAACACAAACAAGCCUGAUAGCACAGAGGAAGAUUAAAGUACAUAGAAGAGAAAUCAAAUGCAGUGCAGGAGAAAAGAAAAGUGAGAGGAGAACGUUUUUGACACUUGAAGAAGCUGGUUUGGUUGAGAUGUCUGGGUUGAGCACUCAUGAGCGUUUUCUAUGCCGGUUAACGAUAUCUUCAUUGAAUUUACUAAAAGUGGUAUCAGAACAAGAAGGUUGUCCAAUAGAGGAGCUCAAUGCUGGAAAGGUAUGUGAUUGGUUCCUAAAAGACAGGCUCAAAAGGGAACAGAACAUUGAUUCUGCUGUUCUUCAAUGGGAUGAUUCCGACUUCCAAUUUUAA